CAAUACUUGGCAACCUGAGGACCAAGAAACAAAACCCUGCGCGGGAAAACAAACAGUGCUGGAGAGGAGCAGCUACAUUACAUUACAUCUGAACAAGACACUAAUUUACAGCUCAUCUGCUCUUCUACACAUUCUUUAACCUCAAUAUCAUCUAUUAGAUAUUAGAGAAUCAGCUCUUUGGUCCAGGCUCGGGUAUAUGACGCUGCUCUGGUGUAGUUUAGUGUAGUCCAGUGUACUGUACUGUACUGUAGUGCAGUCGCUGUAGCAGGUUUGGUAAAGGUAGCUCUGCUGGUUUAAAUGCUGUAAUAGAGGUUAUCUAGUUAAAGCUGAGAGGUUAAAUCUGUUUGUUUGGCUGUAAAAAUGAAAGGCAGUAAGGCUGGUAAAUUCCCUGCAGCAGCAGCUCCAGAGGAGGAGUGUGGAGUGUGGCUGGAUGCAGCUGAAUUAAGGACAAAGAAGCAGAAGAAACGUUUGUCUAAACCAAUAUCCAAGCUGCUGAAUCCGCUGGCCCGGUCAGGUGGUUACAGUAUGGCAGUAGCGCUGAACUUUACCCAGACCAAGAUGGAAAUGCCUGCUACAAAACAGAGCACCAUAUCAGCAUUCUUUCAACCUCGUAGUAAAAUGACUAAAGACACAGAAGAGUGUAGUCCUUAUCCUUCAGAGAGUUCUUCUAUUCUAUAUCCUGAGGUGCAUAUGGGGAAUAAACGUAAGCGUGUGGUGAUCACAGAAUCACCUUUGGAACCAGAUAAUAAGGAAACCAGUCACACCUCUCAGGUACGCCCACAGGACUGCGAGGAAGAUUUACAAAGCGAGUCAGAUGAAAACGUCACAGACCAGACAAAAGAGCAGGACUUUUUCCAUUUAAUUUGGGGAUAUGAGUCUGAGGAGCUUGAGCCAGCUGAGAAGAGGAGGCCCACUGAAGAUGAUUAUACUGAAAGUGAAGCAGAAAUGCAAACACGCAAGAAAGCCGUAUUUCAUGGGAUUCAGGACAUCCCUGAGACUUUACUUCACUCAGAACUUCAUUCAGAACAGGUUCAUAUAGAUUCUCAUGAGGAUUAUAAGAACAGCAUAAGGGCCCAACAACAAAUAAAGGACAAGAACAUUUCUAGUCAAAAGCCUGUUUUGACCACAAGAUCAGUGACGGAUAACUUUGGAGAAUACAUAGUGAAACAUCCUCAUAAAGCACUCGAGCUUCCCAAGCAGAAACAUCAGCAUCAUAAUCAUCAUCAUCAUACCCAGUGGUCACCUGUAAAGAGAAAAGAUAAAGAAAAUUGCAGGCCCACUUCCCCCAAACACACCACUGCAUGUUCACCUCUUAAGAUUCUAACAACUUCCAGCCCAGCCAAGAGCAUUUUUCAGAAGGCGAGGCGUAAUCAGUCUCCUAAGAAGUCAAUCAAGGAGUCAUUAGAGAGUGAGCAAGACUCGAUUGCCAUGUUGUUCACUCAAGACUCGGAAGGUUUUCGAGUGAUUGCCAACCGCAGUAAACAGACUAGGUGCCCACUGAAGGACCGAACCAACUCAACUGAAAACAGAGAGAACUGGAACCUGCCGUCUGGAAAGUCUCUGGAAACCGAGGACUCAGAUUCAGAGCCAGAGAUGCUCUUUACUCAGGACUCUCAGGGAAACAUGGUCAUCAAGCACUAAAGAUUGUAAAUGUUGGACUGGACUGGAGUAAUGUGGGCAAGUGUAUUAUGAAAAUAAAAUAAUAAAUUUGUUCAUUUUUAGUAAAAAAAAAAAAAAAAAAAAAAAGUACUAAAAAGCUGCUUUAUUUUAUUUUACUUUAACUUCAAGAAGAGCAAAGACAUCUAAAUAAACAGAAAUCUCAAAACAAAUUCUCUAAGGUAAUGAAACAGAAAUAUUAAACCUUACAAUAAUUUCUUAAUUUCUGUAAAGAAAAGAUUCUGUUUUUAUUAAACUGCUGACCAAUUUCUAGUACUGAGAUCUAAUGAAUCAAAUUUAUACAUACACAAGACAACACUUAUGUUUCUGUUUUUAAAUGAAAUGCACAGUAUUUGUAAUUGUCUAUGUCUGUGCAUUACUUCAAUUCUAUACUUCUUUGAUUGUAGUAGCUCAGAAACUCUGCCGGGGAUAAAUCAAAGUGUUAGACCUGCUUUACAAACCACCAGAUGGCGCCAUGUCCAAAAGCAUUUAAAUCCAAUAAAAAAGUUGUAAAGAAAAA
Molecule: messenger RNA, 2176 nt
Organism: Astyanax mexicanus (Mexican tetra)
Lineage: Eukaryota; Metazoa; Chordata; Actinopteri; Characiformes; Acestrorhamphidae
Product: aurora kinase A and ninein-interacting protein
Exons: 3
Coding region: 361-1641 (426 amino acids)
Biological process (GO): spindle organization
Cellular component (GO): spindle pole; centrosome
Source: RefSeq, a predicted model, not a curated record